GGACUCAUAAUCAGAUCAGUAGCUAUUCUGCUAACCAUCAUCGUAACGACUGUUUCCAGUAUCCUGCACAUAAUCUAUAUGGAAGGCUUUUCUAAAUAUUUUUUCAGUUCAUCGUGCGCMAUACAAGGUUUCGUUGUAUUGUAUUGCUACGUGUUGCACUCGGAAGAUCCAUUUGACUUGAGAACUGUUUACAGGCCAAAAUCGUCACCGCAACAAUCAAGCGAUGAUAACCAUUCGGAUUCUGCCGGAAGUCCGUUGAAUUGUUUUCCUAAGAACACUACAGACUACGAGAUAAAACAAUCGAUWAAGAGUGACAUAAUAGAGAUAACAGAUAAUCCACAAGAGUAUUUUAUCACGCAAGAAAAGCCAGUAUCGAUUGUCAGCAACCUUACUAGCUCGUUAAAAAAACUCGAUAGCAAUAACGAGCCUAAAAAAUCCGUGACAUUUCGUCACGACUUAAUUACAGGGUGUCACGAAAAGUCGUCCGACGGCCACGACACUGACAGUGGAUGCGGUGAUUACUGUGACAGUGGAGAAAAGAGUUGUUGUUCGUACCGGAACAACAGUCGAUCACCAUUGUUGGAGACGACGGCCAUCGAUUCUGCAGACAUGGUAUUGGUGGACGACUGGCCACCGGUGGACUUCACGGAUGCUGCCUCGCAACCGACCUCGAUGGCGCCACUGCCGGCCGGAAGCGACACUUCUAUCCGGUGUGUGGUGCAACCGCCACCCGACAUGUUGGCCACGCACGUGUGCGUUGAAGUCGGCCUGGUCAAACAACACGCAACCACCGCGGACGGUUCCCCGACAAUUGUGGUGUGCAGUGUGGACGUGGAACCGUGCCGGCAGCCCCAUAUGUUAUUCAUGUCCGGGGUUACCGACAAAUCGUCGUCGACGGCACCGGAACCUGGGGCCGCAGACGGUUCCGGCGGCGAUAGUAACGACGAUGACGUUCUGGACCGAAUAUCGCAAGACUUGGACUAUCUGUUGAACCGGAAAAACGUCAUCGACCCGAACGUGAUCGAGUCGGAUGACGACGGCGACGCUGAACGCAACCAGAACAAGAAAACCAAAAACCUAACCUAACUAUGAGACGCAAGACUCGUCGGCUUUGAAGGAACUCUAAACUAUAUCCGAUCAUGCCCCAGCGCCCACCGAAUCACACUUACCGGACGGUGAUCACGUUUUUGGUUACCGUUUGCCUCGAAUUUAUAAUCAUUUUCGUAUUAUUAGUAUUAUUAUUUAAAUGUUWAAAAUAACGAUGAAUAUUUUGUUUUUGU
Messenger RNA from Diuraphis noxia (Russian wheat aphid), 1280 nucleotides. RefSeq lists its product as uncharacterized. Gene Ontology annotation, biological process: heterophilic cell-cell adhesion; establishment or maintenance of epithelial cell apical/basal polarity. The record is from RefSeq and is a predicted model, not a curated record. Gene Ontology annotation, cellular component: protein-containing complex; plasma membrane. Gene Ontology annotation, molecular function: G protein-coupled receptor activity. NCBI's taxonomy places the organism in Eukaryota, Metazoa, Arthropoda, Insecta, Hemiptera, Aphididae.